UUCACCCUCCGUCGUCUCAAAAAAAGGAAGUGUCCUUUCUAGUAAUAUAAAAUUCUCAACGAGGGCAUUUCUGUACUUCAACCCAACUCCUCUCCUACUACCUAGCUAGCUAGCCUGGCGUGCUUGUGUGGUGUGUCUGCGGGCACUCAAUACUCACAACCUCACAAGACAAACAACACCGUUACUGUGAGCGAUUGAAACAUUGACACACACAGACAAUCUCUUCUUUCUCAGAAGAGGCCAAAAACUCGUUCAGAGGAAGAAGAAAGAAGCUCCUCUUUCUUCUCUUUUCCGCAAAGCAAUGCCUGUGAUCCCCGGAAUUCAAUGCUUUCUUUCUUCUUCUCACUGAUUUUCACAUUUCACGAAAAGAACUAGCAUUUGCAUGGAGAGGAAGGCUUUGAAUUCCCGGUGAAGUUUUUCUCUUUAUUUGCGAAAAAUUAGAAGAAGAAAAGAGAGAGUUCGAAAAAAGAUACUCUCUGCAUAAGAAUUCUUUGAAGUUGAAGUAAGCGUUAUAUAAAGUGAUGCAAGCGAAAAAAAUUACUGCAAUAUUGAAGAAGUUGGCUUACAAAAGGUAAGGUAAGAUUUAGGUUGCCUGAGUGGUGAAAAUGGCAACGUGGGAGCAUCUUGGGGAGGUGGCAAAUGUGGUCCAGCUGACGGGCAUUGAUGCAGUGCGGUUAAUAGCCAUGAUAGGUAAAGCUGCAACUACAGCACGGAUGCACAAGAAGAAUUGCCGGCAGUUUGCACAGCAUUUGAAGUUGAUUGGGAACUUGUUGGAGCAGUUGAAGAUCUCGGAGCUUAAGAGGUAUCCCGAAACGCGGGAACCAUUGGAGCAGCUUGAAGAUGCUUUGAGAAGAAGUUAUCUUUUGGUCAAUAGUUGUCAGGAUAGGAGCUAUCUUUACUUGCUUGCAAUGGGGUGGAACAUUGUGUAUCAAUUUAGAAAGGCACAGAAUGAGAUUGAUCGGUACUUGCGGCUUGUUCCUCUCAUUACUCUUGUGGAUAAUUCUCGAGUCCGGGAGAGACUGGAAGAUAUUGAAAGGGAUCAACGUGAGUACACAUUAGAUGAAGAGGACAGAAAGGUGCAAGAUGUUAUCCUGAAACCAGAUUGCUCAGGAGAACACACCACGAUGUUGAAAAAGACUCUCUCUUGUUCCUAUCCAAACAUGUGUUUUAAUGAAGCACUAAGAAAGGAAAAUGAGAAGCUUCAGCUUGAACUACAAAGAUCGCAAGCACAUUUGGAUGUGAACCAAUGUGAAGUAAUUCAGCAUUUGAUUGAGGUCACAGAAGUUGCUGCUGCAACUUCUCUUCCGGAGAAGAGUUCAUCAACAAAAAGUUCUAAGAAACUGGAGCCUACAUAUUCAGAUGUUAGUGAGAACAAACAUUCAUUUGAUGACAAUUAUAGUACAAAAAGUGAUUCUCACAAAACUUCAAGAAACACUUCCUCAGUUUCAUCAAGAGAUGAUCUGCUGUCAAGUAGAGGUUCACAUCAUCAUGAAGAAUGGCAUGCAGAUUUACUCGGUUGUUGUUCAGAGCCGUAUCUGUGUAUAAAGACUUUAUUCUAUCCUUGUGGUACAUUUGCAAAGAUUGCUACUGUGGCAAAGAACAGGCAUAUAUCCUCAGCGGAAGCUUGUAAUGAAUUGAUGGCAUAUUCAAUGAUGUUGUCGUGUUGUUGCUAUACUUGCUGCGUUAGAAGGGAGCUUCGCAAAACAUUGAAUAUCACGGGAGGGUUUAUUGACGAUUUCCUGUCGCAUUUGAUGUGUUGUUGCUGUGCCCUUGUGCAAGAAUGGCGAGAAGUGGAGAUUCGUGGGGUUUAUGGUCCCGAGAAGACAAAAACAAGCCCGCCUCCGUCUCAGUUCAUGGAAUCUUAAGAGAUAAGCCGAAAGAUUUAUUGAGUUGGUGGUUGCGUGUUAUAUAGGCAAUGGGCCAUUGCCGCUGCUUUAUGCAUGAACUUGUAAGGGAUCGCGUUGUGCCAUGAGUGUUAUCCAAUAUGUUGAGUCACCUAUAUAUGUAAAGUUCAAUAUCCACUCGUGAUGUGCCAUAAGCUAUAUAUUUUAAUUGAUAUAUAGUUUUAUUUCUGUUAAUUAGUGGGCUCAGUCUGUUUUAUUUCAGUAACGAUUGAAUGUAUAUUUUUCUCAUAUUAUUUUUA
Messenger RNA from Populus euphratica (Euphrates poplar), 2143 nucleotides. RefSeq names its product PLAC8 family protein (gene MCA1). Lineage: Eukaryota; Viridiplantae; Streptophyta; Magnoliopsida; Malpighiales; Salicaceae. Bases 606 to 1865 code for a protein of 419 amino acids. The transcript is spliced from 10 exons. Gene Ontology annotation, biological process: cell surface receptor signaling pathway. The record is from RefSeq and is a predicted model, not a curated record.